AUGCAUUUGGAAGGUUUUACAGUUGAGCUGCUGGUUGAUGGGAUACCUCUUGAGGAAUAUAGUGAACCCAUCCAAGAACAAGCUACUCGUGCGGACAGUUCAUAUAUCAGAGAUGCAGAUACACAUGAGCCGCGGAUAAGUGAUAAAAUAGUGUAUGCGGCGGUCAGAGAUCCGAACGCGGACUUUAAAGUUCGAUUUUCAGGUUCAACCCACAACAAUAAUAAUGGUCUGUUAUCAGCAAACGUACACAUUGAUGGCGAAUAUGAUUGGACAUACACUGCAUUAGCCAGAAGCAGCAGCAAUAAUAGCACCACGAAAUCAGUAUCACAAGGUUCCUUCGAGAAUGAAGAAGAAGGAAUAAAAAAACAAAAAUUCAAAUUCGGUACGAAGCAAUGGACCGGAAAGAAUGGGGCACUCGAAGUUGGUAGCUUUGGGGUUGUGUCGGUAAUCUUUUAUAAAGCUCGACGAGUGGUGGAGGAAGGUGAGCCAUUGGCUAUUUUGCAUUUGCAUUACCGUUCAGUUGAAUGGUUAAAGAUGAAGGGAUACGAUAUUCCCGAGAAGACAAAUGAGGAAGAACACAUGAUGAUAGAAGAAGAAACGCAAGAGAAUCAAGAUAACAUUCAACAAAGACAAUUACCAGAAAAACAGUCAGCAACAUUCUCUAUUUUGGACAUUGCAACAUAUGGAUGGUCACGAUUAAAAUCAAUGACCAGAACCAUAUUCUGA
This is a messenger RNA of Ambispora leptoticha, 726 nucleotides long. The record is from the annotation of a GenBank genome assembly. NCBI's taxonomy places the organism in Eukaryota, Fungi, Glomeromycota, Glomeromycetes, Archaeosporales, Ambisporaceae.